UGAGGUGGGCGUGGCCCACGCCCCAGGCCCCGCCCAGUUACUUAAUUCCGUUCCUUAUUUUACACAUAUUUGCAAAAUCCAAAAAGACUAAGCCAAAACUAUUUCAGACCACGUUUUCUAUUUCAUGCACACUUCUCUUCUCACCCACUAACCAUUUAAAACCCACGCUAACCACCCUCAGUUUCUUUAUUUGUAAGAGGAUCAGUUAAAUCCAGCCCUCAUGAGCCAGGCUCUGGUCAUUGACAGCCAGGAGGAACUAUGUAAGCUGCGUCUUCAAAGAUGGAGGACUAGACAGAAAAACAAGAAUGAAAGGCAUUCCAGAAAGAAGGAACGACCUUGGCAAAGGUCUGGAGGCUUGCAAGAGCCUUGGAGUGGUGGAGACCUUAACAGGUUAAUAUGGCUGGAGCAGAAGCUAAGAGUGCAGAUUUCAUUGUACCCGGGUGCCUACAGGUCAGAGAAUUGCAACUUCUUUCCUUACGGCCUUUGGGGACACAGAAACAAGAAGAUGCAGCCUCCUAGUGUCUGACAGUGGAAUGAGGAAGAUUUGGGUGACUCCAGAUUCUGCACAGUUUAAACCAAGCACAGAAACAAGGAAAGGAUGUUCCAGGCAACACGAAGGGGAUCAUCGUGGCUAAAGCAAGGAGUAUACAUGGGUGCAGGCAGCAGGCAUAAUUUUUAAGGCCCUUGAAUGCUGGGUGGAAGAGCUUGAAAUGUUUCCCAAGGGCAAUGGGGAGUCAUGGAGGGUCCGUGAGCAGAGGAGGUGAACAAUGAGGUCUCUCUCUCAGGGGCCUGGGUGGAGAAAAGAGUAAAGGGGUGCCUGUAGGUCCAGGGAGAGAGCUGGUCUGGCAUCCAGGUGGGAGGGGAGAGGCUUAGGCUGUUAUGGAUGGAGCUGAGGAAGCCCUUUGGAGAUGGAUGGAGGAAAAAUGAGCAGGAUGUAGGGACGAUCUGGGUUAUGAGGAAUCCCACAUUUACACAGGAGAAAUAGCAGCUGGUAGAAAAAGCAGAGAUGGGAGGGUCAGAGAGGUAGGGAAUAAGAAGGGCCUGUUAUAAUUCUCUUCCUGGAUGGAUUUUUUAAAAUUCCUUGUUGAAAUUCCCAUGACACUGUAGAAAAAUGUUAUAAUUACCCCUCCCCCCAUUUUACAGAUAAGGAAACUGAGGCUCAGAGAUGGAAGAGACAUGAGAUCAGAGGCUGAGGUGCGGAAGGACUGACAUCUCAGGAGCUGGACACGUGUCCUCCUCUGGGACUGGAGGAAGCUGAUGUCCUUGAGGAGGAAAUAGCACAAUAACAAGUCACAUGACCGGGGGGGGUGCUUCCUGUUUCCUGACCCCUCCCAAGCCAGCCUUGGCCAGCCCAGGGCUAAGCAGGCAGUGGCCAGAGCUACCCCAAGAGUGUCCAGGGAUUUGGGCCGCUGACCAAGGUACUCCUAGAGGCACAGAAGUAGAGAAGACUGGGGGUACCCAACCCCAAGACUGGGGCCUCUGACUGAAGACCCUGGGGAAGAGAAGUGGCUCCUGAAGUCCUCAAGCCAGGCCCAGAUUGGGGACAGAGGGAAGCACAGAGGUAGUGAAAGAUAAAGGAGGCAGAGGAGAAGGGGAGAUCAGAACAAUUCUUAGAGAUAGUGAGCUGCCUGUCAAGAGGGGCAUUGAAAUGUACCAAAUCCACACUGAUAGUUCAAGAUCCCUUCCAGAGGGAGGGGAUCAAUGCCCAUUUCACAGAAGAAGAUAUUAAGGCCGUCAACAGGGACAACGAAGACAAGAGAGACAAGAGCUGAGAUCAGGCUGUGGUUUUAGGAGGAAGAUUCAGAAGACUGAUUUCUGCACAGCAAUGAGUGCUCGGGCCACACGCCCCCGAAGCCGGCGAGGGAGGCACGCUCCGCCUGGGGAGCUCGAUCCUGUGGCAGAGAGUUCCGAGGAGGUUGAGGCAGCCAGCGGGAGUUCUGAGCUGGGCCCUGGGCCAUCUCAGGAGAGCCCGGGGCCAGAGGCAGAGGCCAGUGGGCAGGGCCUGGGGAAGAGGACCAAUAAAGAGGCUGAAGGGGACUCUAGCAGAGGACCCGCCCCAUCUCCCGAGGAACCCUGCAAGCCUGCCGAGGAAGGCCAGCAGGCCGAAGAUGUAGCCCCACUGGACGGGAAGACUGUCCCCCCCAGGCCUGAAGCCUCUGACGUGUUUCAGACUCUCCAGCAUGCUCUGAGCUCACUGGAGGCAGCGGCUGCUGCCUGGCGCCACCGGCCCCCAAGCUGUCCGGGGCCUGUGGAGGCAGGAGACAGAAGCGGGGUGGGACCCAGGCCCUGCUUGGAGCAGGAGGGGGCAGGGGGUUGCCAGAGGGAGGCUGCCCGCCUAGCCGAAAGGAAUGACUGGCUGCGAUUGGCCUUGGGCAGCCGAGAGGAGGAGCUGAUUCGCGUGCGGACCUCCCUGCAGGCCAUCCAGGCUGAGAAGGAGAUGCUGCAGAGAGAGGUCCAGGAGCUGCAGGAUUCCCUGCUGAGGCUGGAACCUUUCCCGCCUCCCUCCCAGGGCCAAGCAGGGGCCUCAGGCAGUGGCUCCAGCAGUUCCGGGGUAGAUGAGGAGCCCUGGGGGACUCAGGACCCCUUCCCCUUGGCUCACCCCCUGCUCCGGCGUGUCCGGAGCGAUUCCAGUACUCAGAUGCUUGGACCUCUCCCCACUCGACCUCUUACCCCCGAGAUCCACAUCAUGGAUGUGCGGAUGGAGCAGCUCCGGGGGAACAUUGAGAAGCUCAAAUGUUUCAACCGUCUGCUGUCAGCUGUGCUGCAGGGCUACAAGGGCCGGUGUGAAGGCCUGAGCAUGCAGCUGGGCCAGAGGGAGGCAGAAGCCACAGCCCUGCGUAUGGCCUUGCAGUACAGCGAGCACUGCGAGGAGGUGUACGGAGUCCUACUUACUCUCCGGGAGGCUGACUCGGGAGCAAGAGAGGGAAUUCCUAAGGGGGACCUGGAGGUGGCAGAGAAGGAAGCCCAGAGGCUGCUGGCACAAGAGGACACUGCCAUGGAUGGAGAGACACCACAGGAUCCACAGCCAAGCCCCGAAGGCAGUAGUGUGGAUCGGCCCACACCGCAGGAGGUGGCUACCCAGCUCUGGGGCUAUGUCCAGCGUCUCCAGGCACGCCGUGCUCUGGUGAAGAUUCCCCCAGAGCCUGGCCCGACUUUGGCACCCAUGCCCACUGUGCCCCACGCAGAAGCCAUGGUGCAGGCCAUUCUGGGGACCCAGCCUGGCCCAGCCCUACCCCGCUUGGAGAAGAUGCAGAUCCAGCAGGACUUGGCAGCUACACGGGAGAGUCUGGCAGACCUGAUGCUGCGGCUUCAGUUGGUGCGGCGGGAGAAGCGGGGUCUGGAGCUGCGGGAGGCUGCCCUCCGAGCCCAGGGCCCAGCCCACGUGCUCCUGCUGGAGCAGCUGCGCUGGGAGCAGGCCCAGCUCGGGGCUGGUGGGGCCAGCAGUAGUGGCGGCGACAGCAGUGGAGGCGGGAGCAGUGGGGACGAAGAGGAGGUGUCCCAGGGCCCUCCUGCUAUCCUUGGUGGCAGCAGGGGCAUUGAUGGAAGUCAGGUGGGCAAAGCCCAGGGCCCGGAGACUCUGGCCCAGGAACUGGCAGCGUCACUUAACCGGUGUGUGUCCGGGUCCUGGGCUGGGCGGGGCCCUGGGCCUGCGGGAGCACCUGCACUCUCUGCGGGAGGAACUGGAACAGGUGGCUCAGAAGGGGCGAGCCAGACGUGCUCAGAGUGCUGAGCUGAACAGUGAUUUAUGCAAGGCUCACAGUGCCCUUGUCCUGGCCUUCCGAGGUGCCCACCGGAAGCAGGAAGAGCAGCGGAGGAAGCUGGAGCAGCAGAUGGCCCUCAUGGAGGCUCGACAGGCAGAGGAGCUGGAGGUGUUAGAAGCCACAGCAAGAGCACUGAG
Molecule: messenger RNA, 3898 nt
Organism: Mustela lutreola (European mink)
Lineage: Eukaryota; Metazoa; Chordata; Mammalia; Carnivora; Mustelidae
Gene: USHBP1
Product: USH1 protein network component harmonin binding protein 1
Exons: 12
Coding region: 1826-3730 (634 amino acids)
Source: RefSeq, a predicted model, not a curated record